AUGCCGCAGAUGCGCAGCAGGAUUCCUCGUUUGGCAGCUUUCUGGCUAAUGCUUGCGGCCUUGCUUCACUGCAGGUUUCCGCUGUUCACUUUUCGCUGGCCGGGGCCAAAGCCACAAUGGCGUGUUUCUGCACAUCAGAAGUGCGCAGGCCGAAAUGCCCGCAGUGCAGCCCACAUUGCCUUGGCCAAAGCAGCCAGACAGACAGAAGAGGUUGCCAUAGAUCCCACCGCAUACCGGGAAAAUCGGAUCAAACAGUUGAAAGAGACUGGUGUGGAAGCCUACCCGCACAUGUGGGAAGUCAACACCUCGUUGGCAAAAUUGAUCGCUGACUAUUCCGACCUGGAAGAUGGUGCUCGGGUGGAUGAGGUGGAGGUCAGGAUAGCUGGCCGUGUGAAGAGUCUGCGAUCCUCCGGGGCAAAAUUGAAGUUCUAUGACCUUUCCGAAGGUGAAGACCGAAUCCAGGUGAUGUGCAGCCCUCAAAUGCAUGCGGGAGAAGACUUCAAGGAAGUUCAUGCAAACAUUCAUCGUGGAGACAUCAUUGGCGUCCGCGGAGUGAUUGGGAAAUCCAAACGCGGAGAACUUUCAGUUUUUCCUCGAGAAGUGAAACUGCUUUCGCCAUGUUUGCACAUGUUGCCCAAAGACUAUUCAGGUUUGAAAGAUCAGGAAACAAGAUAUCGCAAGAGAUAUUUGGAUUUGAUGAUCAACGAAGACGUGCGCAAAACCUUCCGGCUGAGAUCUGCAGUAACGAAUUACAUCAGGCGUUAUCUUCAGGAAAAAGGUUUCCUGGAAGUUGAGACGCCGAUGAUGAAUGCAAUCGCAGGGGGUGCCUCUGCCAAGCCCUUCAUUACCAGACACAAUGAGCUAGACAUGGAUUUGUACAUGCGAAUUGCUCCGGAGCUUUACCUGAAACAGCUUGUUAUUGGUGGCCUGGACCGUGUUUUCGAGAUAGGCCGCAAUUUUCGCAACGAGGGAAUCGACCUCACACACAACCCAGAGCCGCUAUGGCCGUGCCUUUGGCGAGUUCUGCAAAAGUGGUCAUUUCCGGAGAUUUCAAUCGUCGCGCAGCUUCGUUUCGCCUGA
Molecule: messenger RNA, 1080 nt
Organism: Durusdinium trenchii
Lineage: Eukaryota; Dinophyceae; Suessiales; Symbiodiniaceae
Source: the annotation of a GenBank genome assembly